Molecule: messenger RNA, 5550 nt
Organism: Mobula hypostoma (lesser devil ray)
Lineage: Eukaryota; Metazoa; Chordata; Chondrichthyes; Myliobatiformes; Myliobatidae
Gene: banp
Product: BTG3 associated nuclear protein
Exons: 17
Coding region: 465-2114 (549 amino acids)
Biological process (GO): protein localization to nucleus; negative regulation of protein catabolic process
Molecular function (GO): DNA binding
Source: RefSeq, a predicted model, not a curated record
CGGAGCGAUUCUCUCGCGAGGAAGGACGCCAUUAUCGGAUUUUAACAAGCAAGGAACGAGAACUGAACGACUGCUGAGGUGGCUGGCCAAGUAGUGUGUCACAACUGUAUCUGAGGUGAGGCCUCAAAUCUGACUGCCUGAAACUGAGUCAUGGAAGCUGUAACAGUGAAACAUAGAAGUCUUUGUUCACACAGUGAACCAUCAGGUCGCCAGCCUUGAAUGCCACAGAUCUAGCCUUCAGCAGAUGACGUACCUCCUGGUUCAUCAACGGCUUUUGGUUUGGGAAUGUACAGCAAGUCUUUGUAGGCACACACUCAUCCAUACAGGUUUUAAUGAAGUCGGUAACAACUGCAGCAUACUCAUCCAGAUUUGAAGAUGAAUCCCUGAAUACGGUCCAGACCACCGAUUCAAAGUCAUCCUAUCCUAGAGGAUUUUGAAGUUGGUAGAUGCUGGAUGAUAACUAGAUGAUGUCCGAACACGAUUUGACAGACGUGGUUCAAAUUGCUGUUGAGGAUUUGACACAAGAUCAAACAGAUGUUUUGGAGAAUCAUCAGCCUGAAGAUGGAGCUGUACAACCAGCUAUUAAACGCCCACGUGUAGAAAUUACAAAUGGGCAGCCUAUCCAAGAUGCCACAAUAAAGUCCAUUCUCUUUGACUUUAAUCAGGCCAUUUGUUUCCGUCUUGAUAGUAUUGAAGCCAAAAUUCAGGCGGUUGAAGCAACUUGUAAAGCUAUUGAAGAAAAGAUAGAUUUGGCUCUUAAUAAACAUAAUACCCCGAUCCAGGUCCCGAUGGUGGCAGGGUCACCUCUGGGGGCAACACAGACAUGGAACAAAGUACGCAGCACUGUACCACAGACUACUGUAAUAUUAAAUAGUGAUCGCCAGAACCCACUUCCUUCCAAGAUUUCCGGACAGGAAGAAGCUAUACCCCGAGGAACAGACACUAUUGAUAAUAUUCUCAGCAAUUCUAUGCCAGGGAGGAGACAGAACACAAUAAUUGUGAAGGUUCCUGGCCAUGAAGAUAGCCAUACAGAAGAUAUUGAAAGUGGAUCUGAAACAAGUGACACCAUCUCUAAUAGUGGUCAAUCAGGAGGUCAGAAUUUGGCACCCAAUGUCACACUCAUCACAUUGAACUCUGAAGAGGAUUUCCCUAAUGGAACCUGGUUAGGUGAUGAGAAUAACCCUGAGAUGCGAGUCAGGUCUCCUAUUACUCCAGCAGAUAUGCUACACGUUGCCACAAAUUGCAGAACAGCUGAAAAAAUGGCAUUGACACUUUUGGAUUACCUUUUUCAUCGUGAAGUACAAGCUGUAUCCAAUCUCUCAGGGCAAGGGAAACAUGGCAAAAAGCAGCUGGAUCCUCUAAUGAUCUACGGAAUUAGAUGUCAUCUUUUCCAUAAAUUUGGAAUCUCUGAAUCAGACUGGUAUAGAAUAAAACAGAGCAUAGACUCUAAAUGUCGAACAGCAUGGCGCAGAAAACAGCGUGGGCAAAGCUUGGCAGUGAAAGGUUUUGCACGAAGGACACCAUUAUCGUCCGUUGCAAAUGGAGCAGAUGGAAUGCAAGAAUCAGUGCCAUCAUCGGGAGAUUUGCAGCAAAACCAGGCCCAAACAUUGCACUAUGCAUUGGCAAAUGCUCAGCAAGUUCAUAUCCAUCGCAUAGGAGAGGAUGGACAGGUUCAACAAGUAGCUGUACAGGGGCACCUGCAUAUUGCACAGGUACCACAGGGGGAGCAAGUACAAAUCACUCAGGAUAGUGAGCAUUGUUGCCUCCAGGUACUUCCGCAAGUACAGGGCAAUCUUCAAAUACAUCAAGUCCAUGUUAGUCAAGAUGGCCAGGUGUUGCAAGGUGCACAGUUAAUUGCAGUAGCUUCUGCUGAACAUCAAACCAGUGGAGUAGAUGGAUCACCAUUGCAGGGAAGUGACAUCCAAGUGCAAUAUGUACAGCUUGCACCAAUAGCAGAUCAUGCUACAGCAGCUCAACUGCGCCAGAAAACAGUCAACAGGAACAAUUACACUCUCCUAGGAGGAGAUGAUGAUAGAAAUGAGCUUCAAGAAGUUCUACUACAAAAUGACGCAAGGGAACAGAAGCUCUUGCAGCCACAAUUCAACCUGAAAUAAAGAUUGAGCAUGGAGCAAUCCAAAUUCAACAAGGAGAGAACGGAGAAGUUGUUUCAAUCCAGAUGCCGGUUAAUACUGUCAGCAGUUAAAAAUAAACAAGUGGAACUAUAACAGAGGGAAUAAAAGCAGCAUGUAAAAAAAGUUCAAGCAACGGCAAAUCUGCAGAUUACAUAAUAUAGCAGCCAAAUCUGAAGCUCCUCACAUAACAAAAGAAUAAAGCAUUUAUAUGCUCUGUUGAGAAGAAUAAAAACAUUUUGUAUCAUUUGAAGAAUUUGCUUUCUGUUCGAAGUUGCAUCUAUUUUGAACAUUGGGAUCAACUGUACAAAACAAAGGUUCUUGUAUUUGAACAGUACCAUGUUAGCUUUUACUAUUCACUAUAUUUUCAAGGAGUCCGGUACAACUAUAAAAUACUGAAUUAUACAUGUGCUUUGAAGUUUUGAAGAGAUAUUUAUGAAUUAUAUACAUUAUAUCCAGAGUUCAGGGAGUUUAUUUUGUUGUUGUUAUUUUCAGUUGCAUAACCUUGAGGGCAAAGCUAGAUAAAGUUAUUUUGUAACUAAACCAACACACACAAAAUGAUAGAGGAACUUGUCUGGUCAGGCAACAUCUAUGAAGUGAAGUAAACCGUUGACAUUUCAGGCCAAGACCUUUCAUCAGGACUUGAUGAAGGAUCUUGACCCAAAAUGUCAACUGUUCAUAUCCCUCCGUAGAUCCCUCUUGACCUGCUGAGUUCCUUCAGCAUUUUGUGUGUUUUGUUCUAGAUUUCCAGCAUCUACAGAAUCUCUUGUGCUAUUGUAUCUAAUUUUGUUCAGAAAAUAUGGCAGUUAAUUGAGGAAGUUCUUUUCAACUAUUAUGAAAAAAAGAGUUAACAGUAUUACGGCAGUUAUCUCUGCCUUAAGUGAAAAACAUUUUUUUGCUUGUUUAGGUGUAGCAACAAGGUGAUACUUCCAGCCUAAAUCAUUAAGAAAACAGCAGAUACUGUUUUUGCACUAUUCGGCAUUUUGACUUAAUGACCACUGUGCUGUAGAAACAUUCAAGUAAAGAACUAAUUAAAUCGCUGGAAGCACAGGCUAAUGAUCUUGACCUUUUAACAUGGAUAACCUGGAGCAGGAACAUGACCUCAAUAAUAAUUGUGGAACCAUUGUUACAAUUGUUGCUCUCUGUUUAGAUGAUCAAGCAGAGAAGGACGCAAUGUUUUUGUUUAUCAUUACUGUUUCUAAAGAUAAAAAUAUUUAUUUUCCUGAGUAUUCCAGAUGUAUAAUUCUCAAUAUUUGCAAUAUGGAGUCACCUAGUAUUACACUUGAGUUUGAGCUCUUUAAACUUAGAUCUUUUUAUUUAAAAUACCAGUUGGAUUUUAUCUAAAAAUUUACAUUCAGAGUCUGUUUGUUAGUGCGUAACUUACCCAAUAUUAAAGAAUGUGAUAAAGGCAGUAGAAAAGAAGGAUGAGACUUAAGAAACAAAAGACUUAAUUUGAGUAAGGAAUAGCAAGUGAUGGAAAACAUUGGUGAGAGUUUUAAAUUGACUCCUAGGGCAUGGUUUGAAACAAGAAAGUAAAUUAGAAUGGCAUGUAACAUUGUCAUUACUAUAGUCAUUCGGAGCUUCAAUCUAUAAUCGUGGGCAAAUUAAUUGAGCAGUAACUGUGGGGAGCAAUAACUCAUGGACUCUAUAAAAGAGUUCGGGAAAUCAAUGUGGAACAAGUAAUUUUGCAUCAAAUCUGGAAUGAAAAAGGAGUUAAGGUUCAGGCGUUAGAUAUGAAUUGGGUGUACUAUAUUAAAAAUAAAUGACAAAACAAGCAAUGUCUAACUGUCAAAGAAGUACUAAAUAGUUUACAGUAAUAAAAUAUAUUUUAGGCAGAAAAAACAAAUCAGGAAAUCUGGUCCAGCACUGUUGAUUGUAUAUUUUUAGAUCAACAGGAAAAGCAUAUAAUGAUGCCAACAAAACAGUAAGCUUGAGGAAUGGGAAAUGCCAGAAUUCAGCAAAGGAGGACCAAGGCAUUAAUAAAGAAAAUAUAUGAGAGAAUGCCUUUAGAAAGCAUAAAAACUGAUUAUCAGAGUGUUUACAGAUAUGUUUAAAAAAAAGGUUAGCACAUGAUAAUGUGCUUCCCUCAGAUAAUGAAAUGAAGUUAAUAUUAUUGGAGAAUAAGAAAAAGGCAGAGAAAUAAAUAUAUUGCCUCUACACAGAAACUCCCAGAGAUAAUGAAGCACCACAAGUCUGGAGUGUUUGAGGAUCUCAAGAGAAUUAGCAGUGAUAAAAAAACUAACUUUGGAAGAAUUAAUAGGAAUGCCUGGGAAAUGAGAAUUGCAUUUUAGGAUUUUGGAGAAGGUGGCACUGAGGUAAAAUAUCAACUGCUAUCUAAAUGAAUAUCAAAGCAGGUACAAAGAAGUGAGUGGUCUAGUAUUGCUUCUGUUUUUAUGUUCCUACUGAAUUGCCUCAGUAAUGUCUCACCAGAUUGGUAAAGAUUUCCAUGAUUUGAUGGGUUCAGUAAAAGUGUAUAUUAAAGUUGAACAUGGCGCAGAAAGUUUUCAGUACAGAGUGUAAAUUUAUCCUUGCACAUGCCUAUUUAUAGAUUUCAGGAAUAAUUAUGUUUUAUUUCUGUUACAUGGGAUUGCAUUGGGUAUACAACACAGUUACAGUCUAUGUUGGUGUAAUGCUCCACUCAAGUAUCCCCCCCCCCCAUCUAAAUCAUCUGAGUUAUUAUUCCAGUGUUCUGCACAUAUUUGUUAUUUCUUUUCUAAAAGUGAAUAUGCUAUUUGUUCUAUUUAUCCUCCCUAUGGGAGCGUUCCCCGUAGAUGAACAUAGAAAUCGGAGUGGUGUAGUUAUUUUUCCCCUUGAGCGUGAAUUCAAUAAUAUCACUGCUGAUCUGAUUGUAGCCACCUAUCUACCCCAGUGAUCUUUCAGUCCCUUGCUUGUCAACAACCUAUCUCCCUCUGUGUUAAAAAUAUUUGCAGAAGAGUUCUAAAUGCAAAUGAUCCUUUGAGAAAGAAAUUUGACCUCAACUAUAUCUUAAAUCGAUUAACUCUUUCUUUUAAGCAGUAAUGCUCAUUCUACAUUUUCCCACAAGAGGAAGCAUAAUAUUUAUCUCCACUCCAUCAAGAUCCUUGAAGAUCUUGAGGUGAGAAAAUUCUUUUUGAUUUUAUUGGUGGCUAUCUUUGAUUGAUGGCCUCCAAGUAAUGCCACCAGAGGAGAAAGCAUACCUUAUUUCAAUUUUUCCAUAUUUUUAUGCCUCACAUCAUUUUUUUUCUUGUAAGAGACCUGGUCUGUUUGUUCAUAUUUCAACUCCUAUUUGCAUUAUCUUUACAAACCUCUUCUGCACCCUCACCUCUAUCAUUUUUCAUAAAAUUGCAACCAGAAAUGGUACAUGUAAUACUCGAAGUGUGAUGCAACCAAGAUUAAUAUAACUUACUUAAUUUUCAUCUCUGUUCUGGAAAUAAAUGAAAAU